UGGGGAUGCGGUGUUUCUGGCUCUCCGCCGCUUUUAUUCGGGGCACCGGGGGGUUGCUGCGGUCCUGUGGGCUAUGCUCUGAUUGCCCCGUAUCUGCUGGAGAAAUCUGGGGUGCCUGGGAGUGACGCGAAAGGCUGGGUUUCGUGAUGGCACUCCCAGGCUCAGUCAGUACUUGUCUUUCUCCACCUGUGCAUUACAUGAUUUGCAAACUUGGAUUUGAGAAAAAAGACAUCUAUGAUAUUAAUAAUAUUGUGUCUGAAAAUGGAGAAGUAUGUUGGCAAGCUGUUACAGAGCAUUUGCAUUACCUUGAAUCAGAUCAAGGUGUGGAUUAUAUCAAAAGUGUCCAGUCACUCGGACCUGUAUGUGAAUCAGUUAAUUUGCACUUCAAAUCUCUAACCAAGGACCGAUUUGUAGUUCAGUAUGCAGUAUGGUUUCACUGGACAAACUACACAGAGUUAUUUCUUGAAGUAUUUGAUGUUCUACAAUAUGCGCAAGCUACAGAAGUUGCUCUUGGCUUAAUGAAGCUGACAUCAUGCUUGGAGAGAGCUUUGGGUGAUGUAUAUUUACUGAUUGGUAAAGAUUGUCCCUUCCUUCUAAGAGAUUUGCUUGCUUCUGAGCAGCUUGCAGUUGUUUUUGGACAAGAUGUAAUGGAUGUACUAAGGGUAUUCAUUGGAUCACCGUAUGGUCUGAAUCUUCGUAAUGUUUUGUGGCAUGGGUUUGCAUCCCCACAAGAAAUUCCUGCAAAAUAUUGUGCUAUGCUGCUUUUUUUAACUGCAGGAUUGGGUCAGUUAUUACAGACAUACCUUCUGAAAACUAAAUAUAUUUUAGUACAUCGACCUUAUGUGACCUUCAUUAGCUUAGAGGAGCUUGUUGCAUUUCCAGAUCUUAAUCAUGAAACACUUUGUGUAGCAGAAGAGCUAGUACAAGUGUCUAAUUUUGUAUUUGAAUCAAUGGUACCAUUUUGGAUGGCUGCUUUAACAGCCUUCAAGCAAAGCAGGUAUGCUGAUUGUGUGAUUCUCUUACUUCCUCAGCUGGAAGCUGGACUCAGAUUGCUCUUCACUACAACUAAUAAAUGUCCAAAUCGACUGCUGACAGCUGAGCCUUCUGCUCUCUACACCACUUUUGAUGAGAUGCUAAAAAAGCAUUUGGAUAAUGAAGAAAUCAACCAGCUUCCUUCAGUUCUUGAAGAACCUGCCAUGGAAUUUCUUUGGGAUUUCUUGAACCACCAGGAGGGUCCACGUAUAAGAGAUCAUUUAAGUCAUGGAGAGAUCAAUCUAAAAACAUUUCCUAGAGAAUUGGCCAAUCAGAUAGUUGCAUUUGCAAUUACACUUCUCUGUAGAUUCUCAGAUGGAGACACAGUUGCUUUCAAGGAACAUGUGAUCAUAAAACCAUUGAUGACUUCUGCAAGUUGCUACCGUUCUCAAUUUCAUCCAAUUUCCCGACUAAAGAAACAGGUGCUGGAAUGCAUGAAGAGCAUUCACGUAUGGCCUGAAUUACCAACAGUGUCUGAGGAACAUGUUCAAGCAGUUAAAGGGUUAGAAGGAAAUACUGAAACUAGUUCUUUAAUUUUGAAGAUGGCUGAAAUCCUCUCUCAAGUACAGCAGUAUUUGCCCCGGGAUUGCUGUAGUCCAGAUGAUCCUAUCAAUAGUGUUGUAACAGAGAGGCUGUUGGUAAAACUUUGUGAUAAACACGUUUGCACACUCUAUUCUCCACGACCUGUCCUGGAAGUAUUAGUGGUACUCCGUAAAAUAUGCACACAGUGCCAUCAAGUGUCGGAACAAGUUAUUGCCAGCAUUGAGUUGAGAUAUAAACAGUGGAUGAAAAAGACUCUACGUUCUCGCCAAAGGCAUAACUAUCUACGAAUGUUAAACAGUAUUAAGUUUUUGUUUCCGGUGUUGCGGCUCAUCUUACUGUUGAUUACUCUGGAAGUAAUCAAUGUCCAUUUGGUUUGUAAGAAGACUCCUUCUGAUUAUCAGCAGUAUCUAAAGUUUUUGAAGUCAAUCUUGCAAUAUACUGAAAACUUGAUGACAUACACAAGCCCAGAGAAAAACAAGUGGGAUGAAACUGAAGAGCUUACAAAUAAGGCUUUGAUAAAAAUAAGGAACUUCAGUGACAGAAAGCUAACAUUAAUUCAGUCAGCCACAUAAAUUAAAUAGUUGUAAGGUUAUUAGGAUAUUGUUAUAUCUUAAGAGUUUUGAAGUCAUCAAACUUGACAAGUCUAAGGUUUAAAAGCAAACUUCAUCAGUCAUUGUAAAACUUUGGAUGCAAAAUGUAUUGUUUUUAUUAGAAGGCUGUUGAGACUGGAGUUGAAUUAUCAAGCUUCUGAAGAACAAGCUGUUUGCCAAAUCCAUUAAAAAGGAUUGACUGCAAGCCUAUUCAGGAUGAUGCAAGUUCUUCUUUAAGUAUAUUAUGUUUUGUAGCUAGACUUUUUUAUAUAAAAGUUUUUUAUUGUACUGAAAACAUCUAAGAGAAGAGGAUGAAUAAAAGCUCUGGAAAAAAAAUCAAAUUCCUAAAGAUUUAUUGUACAUGUUGAUGAAAUACACUGGAAAUAGUUUCAAGUACUGUGAUGAACAGAUUGAGAAACAAUUAAUAGUAUAACCUUUAGGGUAAAGUAAUGCUCAUUGACAGCUAUAAUUGUUUUUAUUAGUUCAAACCAGCCAGGUCAUGCAUGAUGUGCACCAUUUGUUUAAUUUAUCUGCUCAUUCCCAGUACAUGCCUAGUUAGUGAGUUAACUGCAUGUAAAUUAAAUAUGAACUCUAAAGUGUACACAAUCACAGUCAUGUAUUUACUAUGGUUCAAGAAGUUAUCUUUGUGUUGCAUACAAGAUUCCUUUUGAAUAUAUUUUUUUCAAAAAUACAUUUUCCCAUAUUCUUGUCCACAAAGACUAGAAUUUCAAAGGAAUGCAUCAGUUUAAGAAUGGAUUCACAGAAGAUAACUAAUCUCUAUCCAUUUCUUUCUCCUAUGGAGAGCAAAACCAGAGGGUAAUGUCUGGAGAUAGCUUUGAUUAUACAAACAAUUAGAGAUUCAAGUUACAUUUUAAUAAGAUUCUUUGACUGGAAAUCAUAGUGAGAGAAUCACUAGUUCAGUGAUGGGGGUAGAUGUAAACUAAAAUCAUGUUGCUUCAUUCAAGCUACCCUUUCAAUGUUUUAAUUGCAAUUUUGUAAUUUAACUAUGUCACUUUCCAAGGUUUUUGUUACUCUAAAACUAAAGGAUAUGAAUUAGAGAAAAAAGGAUUUAAACUAGGAAUAAUUAAUUGAAUGCAAUCUUUGAGCCACAGUAUAAAAUUUCAGCUUUUUUAACAGCUGAAGUGGCAAAUUUAAUUAUAUUUAGAAGAUGUAUUUUCUAUCUGUUGACUUUGCUCAGCAGUGUUAACUUCUGUGAAGCAUAGCUUUAUAGUUACUUUUAUGACAUUUGCUUUGAUGAUGAUAAGUGUUAUAAGGCAAAAAAUUUUUAAAACUUUGCCUAUUUGUUGAGGAAAGAGAUUAAGAAAUUAAAAUUCAUAGUGUUUUAAAAGUGCAUAAAUAGAUGACACUCUUUCUCCUUGUUGAAAACAUGUUCUUGUACUGAAAAGCAUCUUACAGACUGUGUGUAUUUUCAACAACAUAAAAGUUCUCCUUCCUAUACUUUCUUCCUAAACUUCAUUAAAAUGAUCUUGCAUGCUA
Molecule: messenger RNA, 3662 nt
Organism: Anas platyrhynchos (mallard)
Lineage: Eukaryota; Metazoa; Chordata; Aves; Anseriformes; Anatidae
Gene: ERMARD
Product: ER membrane associated RNA degradation
Source: RefSeq, a predicted model, not a curated record